Molecule: messenger RNA, 735 nt
Organism: Didymodactylos carnosus
Lineage: Eukaryota; Metazoa; Rotifera; Eurotatoria; Philodinida; Philodinidae
Source: the annotation of a GenBank genome assembly
AUGUUGUCAAAACGUGCAAUUAUGCUUUUGCAAUUAAAAUUUAACUUUUUCUAUCGUCGGCCAUCGAUCAUUGCUCGGAAUGCAAAUCAUUAUUCGGCCGAACCGUUUCUAAAAGAUCAUAUGAUAACACAUUUAAUAUCCUCCGAAAAAGACCAAUGGACAGUAAAAAUGUUUCGGGAUAUGUACGAACGUUUAUUGCUGGAAAAACAAACCGUUAUCGAAAAGCAAAUAAAAUUAUCGGAGAUUUUCGAACAACAAUCCUUAUCUGCUAAUACCGAAAAAAUGUUUUAUCAGGGUAUACUUCACAGCCGGGCAGCUUUCGAAAGCUUCGAAAGAUAUCUUCGAGGUAUGAUUGACAGAUCGGGCUCACUUGGGCGAAUGGCCCGAGAAAAACUGAUUAUUCAAGCGCUUCAACGAAUGAAGAAAGGCAAAACAUUAUCGCCACAAACGGAGAAAACGUUAACAGAAAUCGUUUGCUGUCAUUUUAAAACAGAAGUUGAACAUUUAACAACAGAAGAUUUACAAAUAUUAGGUAACGAAUUUGAACAGUUAUAUAAGGAACUUAGUCACAACAUUCAUUCACAAACAGCAGAAAAUAAGACUACCAUUUCGCUCGUACGAACACAUCUAAAUAAUACCCAGCUAUGUACUUUAAUAGCAAUUUCUAAACAUUAUUUAUUGAUUGAUGAAACAAAUAUAUUCAUAAACGAUAAACCCACCGAUGAAAAACAGUAA